Molecule: messenger RNA, 954 nt
Organism: Nerophis ophidion (straightnose pipefish)
Lineage: Eukaryota; Metazoa; Chordata; Actinopteri; Syngnathiformes; Syngnathidae
Product: tumor necrosis factor receptor superfamily member 13B
Exons: 4
Coding region: 138-854 (238 amino acids)
Cellular component (GO): plasma membrane
Source: RefSeq, a predicted model, not a curated record
GCAAAAUGAACACAUCAUUCUAAUACAAAACAAAAGGAUACAUAAUAGGAAUACAUAAAAAAAAUGGUACGGUAGCUUAGUAAACAAUGUCAAAUGCUGACGUUAUGUCAAUGUUAUUAUGAUAGGUUGCAUCUCCAAUGGGAGCUGCUUGCCCUGCAGGCCAGUACUGGGAUAGCUUGGUUAAAACAUGUCUUCCCUGCAUCAUAAUGUGUCAGCAACCACUGGUUGUUACCAGAUGCACCGACUACUGUGCGUUAGCAGAUUGUGCGACACUGCCUGGACAUUACUAUGAUGCACUUCUGAAGAAAUGUGUGACCUGUUCCUAUGUUUGUGGCAGACAUCCAACACAGUGCUCCCAACACUGUGAAGCUUCAUCUGUUCCAGUUACCCCAAAAAAUGUCCUGGUUCGAGUCCCUUCACGCCUCCCGAAUCCCAGUGGGCUCUCGGUGCAAGACUCCAGCGUCCUGGUCUACUCCCUCAUGGCCCUCUGCAUGGGGCUGCUGCUGGCCAGCCUGUCUGUUGCCUUGGCCAUUUUCCUGAGAAGAAGCAAAGCCAGAAGGAGCACCGACCAGGAGCGUGUCAACAAGGCGGGCCAGGGAGUCGCUCAGCGAGGACCUAAAGAUUGUGUCGCACGCCUUAGCAGAGCUGCAGACGGGACCAGACCUACUGAGACAUCUGUUUGUGUCCAUUGCUUCCCCGAUUUCACAGCAGUCGACGAUGAGAGGCCUCACAGAGCACCUCUGACGCACAACGUCCUGAACCACACCCGAAUUCAACACCAAUGUCCUCUGUGGACUGCAGACAGGUCUCAUACUCCCACACUGGAGGUGCAGGGGGGGCCAAUGGUGGGGUGAAGCGUGUUGAGUAUACAAACACCGUUUUCAUAUGAGUUGGGAAAUUGUGUUAGAUGUAAAUAUAAAUGGAAUACAAUGAUUUGCAAAUCAUUUUCAACCC